UGAAUUUUAUUUUCUGCGUUACGAAAUUGGUAUUCGCUGAAAUUUUAAAAUUUUAUGGAGUCACUUAAUUGGACUUGGUUGAGGGUUACAUGGGGGCAAAAAAUUUAAGUGACUCCAUAAAAUUUUCAAUUUUAUUAAAUACCAAUUUCAUAACGCAGAAUAUAACACUCACCCCGUUGACUGGUCCCUCUGACAGCGGGACUGCUAUUGAGGAAGUUACCGAAUCGACUGACAGGCAGACACCCCCAAUGCCUGUGGCGCCCUCCCUCUCUUGGGGUGCAGUACUACCUUGCCGCUACGGUCACUCCAACCCCCAGAACUGAGCUUCUACUUUAGUCAAUCCUCUUUGGUCGUAAUUGUGAAAUAUCGUAUCAGCCGGUGUGAUAAAUACCGGACGGUUUUUUUUUCUCCUUGGUGGGGACGAAAUAAUCAGCCACCUGAUAAGCCACUUUGCUGGAUCAUCAUCAUUGCAGCCAACCCAGUUGUCUCCUGAGAUUAUUUUCAGAGAGAACAAAGUCCGUAUUGAUCCUGAAAAAAUGGAUAAGGUACCAAUAGUCCCCGCAGAUGAUGCGGCAAAAUCGAGACUAAAAAAAUUGGCGUGGCAUUUCGAAUGCCAUCACAAAGCGAAACCGGAAUUUUUCAUUCGGGUUCCAGGCCGAGUGAAUUUAAUCGGUGAACAUAUCGACUACUCCGGAUAUGCGGUGUGUCCAAUGGCCAUUGAACAAAAUAUUCUCGUAGCAAUUGGACAGAGUAAAGAUGACAGAAUAUCGAUAACGAAUAUCGAUCCCAAGUACGAAGAAAUUGAUAUGGAUUUGUCGAUAUCAUCUUUCCGUGAAGUUUUGAUGAGACAUGAAAUAAAGUGGUACAAAUACUUCGUAUGUGGUCUCACUGAGGGUUUUGAACUAGCUAAAUCAGGACUCGAGCUCAUUCGUGGCUUGAACACAUCAAUUUGGGGAACAAUUCCACCUGCAGCUGGUCUCUCAAGUUCCAGUGCCCUCGUUUGCUCCGGUGUUCUUGCCAUUACCCACGCUAACAAGUUGCACUUGGCAAAAGAUAUUCUGGCAACGCAAAGUGCAAAAGCUGAGAGACUAAUUGGAACAGAGGGCGGUGGAAUGGAUCACGCGAUAGCAUUUCUCGCCCAGCAAGGCACCGCAAAGCUGAUAGAGUUCAACCCACUACGUGCGACAGACGUCACACUACCGCGGGAUGCUGUCUUUGUUAUAGCUGAUAGCAUGAAGCGACACAACAAAGCUGCAUUCAACAACUACAAUACAAGAGUCGUCGAGUGUAAGUUGGCGGCUAAAAUAAUAGCUAAAAAAUAUGGCAUUUGCUGGAGGGACAUUGAGAUACUGAUUGACGUGCAACGAGUGCUGGGAAAGACAUUGAAGGAGAUGGCAGACAUUGCCGCUCAGGAAUUAUCUGAUUGUGACGUACAAGAGAUAUGUCAGAUACUCCAAGUAUCGGUGAUGGAGCUGUCAGCUAUCGUUAAAAUUGACAACGAUGAUACGCGAAAAUUUCAUCUUCGCAAACGGGCUCAACAUGUAUUUGAGGAGGCUGCCAGAGUUAUCGAAUUCCGGGAUGUUUGUUGUCAAGAGAGUACCAACCAGAUUCAGAGAUUAGGGGAAUUGAUGAUUGCGAGUCACAGGAGUCUACGGUAUCUAUUUGAUUGCAGUAUCGAUGAGGUGAAUCAGCUCGUUGAUAUGGCUAUUGACAGUGGGGCAGCUGGUGCCAGAUUGACAGGAGCUGGGUGGGGCGGAUGUGUCAUUGCCUUGACAACUAAAGACAAAGCUGAUGAAUUCGUAAAAGACUUGGGUGACAAAAUGAGAGAGGCAUAUCACCUCAGUGAUGAGACUGAUAUGGAUACAUUGAUCUUCAAGACUGAACCAGGCCAGGGGGCCGCAGUGUACAGUAAAUUCCCAUUAUAGUCGCCUGCCAGGGGCUGUAGGGGAAGCGAACUCGAAAAAUCCGACUCCAUUCAACUCCCCCCACCACGAGUUCCCUGCGACUAUUAAUUCUUUAUUAAAUCCAUAAUUAAAUUGAUGCAAUUCUUAAUUAAAAAAUUGAAUGUUUUCAUCUCAAAUUUCAAUACGAGAGAAUAUUUAUUUAUAGGUUUGAUUUUUCAUCCUAGAGCCCGGGGGUAGUAGAACGGAUACACAAAAAAAAUAAA
Molecule: messenger RNA, 2167 nt
Organism: Fopius arisanus
Lineage: Eukaryota; Metazoa; Arthropoda; Insecta; Hymenoptera; Braconidae
Gene: Galk
Product: N-acetylgalactosamine kinase
Exons: 9
Coding region: 537-1925 (462 amino acids)
Biological process (GO): galactose metabolic process; carbohydrate phosphorylation
Cellular component (GO): cytosol; cytoplasm
Molecular function (GO): galactokinase activity; ATP binding
Source: RefSeq, a predicted model, not a curated record